Heterostelium album PN500 is the source of this 6891-nucleotide messenger RNA. RefSeq names its product type A von Willebrand factor domain-containing protein. The record is from RefSeq and is a predicted model, not a curated record. NCBI's taxonomy places the organism in Eukaryota, Evosea, Eumycetozoa, Acytosteliales, Acytosteliaceae. The coding region runs from base 1 to 6891 and encodes 2296 amino acids. The transcript is spliced from 3 exons.
AUGACGAGAGAUACUACACACUUUAGAUAUGGAUCACUUUCAUGGAAAACAACAUCCGAUCCUAAAGUCUACAGUUUUUCACUGAAGGUUGCAUUUAGAUACUCCUAUUUCAAUGAAUCCGGAAAUGGUGUACCACAAGUCGGAGAAUCGAUGAGCUAUGGGAAUGUAAAGGUUCAAUACCUCUCUAAUUGUUAUUUCUGUAAUCCACAACAAUAUAAAACCAAUUUCUUAGUGGAUCAUAUCGACUAUGACAAUGAUUGGCUUACUGCCGAGUAUGCCUUCACCAUCGACUUUAACGGCCAAUACGAUCUCUAUGUAUCCUAUCAUAACAGUGAACGUCUAUCAACUUUAAACAAUAAUGCAAGAGGUGAUUGGAAUAUUGCUACAAGAUUCAAUAUGGAGGAGAUUAGUAAUCUCAAUAUUAGUCAAGUUGAAAUAGGUUCACCUGUUACUGGUUUAUUACCUGUUGUCAAUGCAUACGUGGGUCAAACCAAUAGAUGGAGAAUACCAGCUGUAGAUCCCGUAAAUGAGGGUAUUACUUAUUCAUUUUCGAGUGAAUCGGAAAUGCCAGGAGUUCAACCAUCUGGAAUGUCCAUCUCUCCUGAUGGUAUUGUGUCGUUCACUCCGACACAAGAAGGUGUUUUCUGUUCUCAAGUUAAUAUAUCAAAGAGCUACCCAUUCUUUACUUACACUGUCGUUGACUACAUGAUCAAUGUAACCAAACCAUCGGGAUUUACUGGUUUACCUCCUGUUUUCAUUGACCCAACACCAUCGCCUAACAAAAUAUUGACAGUUGUUGCCAAUGAUGCUGUUUCGAUUAUCAUUGUUGGACAAUCGCCACAACCAACAUCCAGUGUUUUCAUUUCAAUUGGAAAUCUACCAGAUGGAAUGACUACCGUUUCACAAACCAAUAGUCCAACGAAUAUUGAAAAGUUGGUGUUCAAUUGGAAACCUACCACCUCACAGGCUGGUAUUUAUGUUAUUACCCUUGGUUUGGUCGACAGCCAAGGACUCCAACUUGCUGGGGGUGUUCAAUCUUUCUCUCUCAACGUAACUCUGCCCGAGUGUGGAAAUGGAAAGAAGAGUUAUUCCGGUACAACUUGUAUUUGUUAUCCAGGCUGGGCUGGUAAACAAUGUAUUGACUGUGAUACCAGUUAUUUUGGUUCCAGCUGUCAAAAGACACCAGAGUGUAUCAAUGGUAAAUCAAAUGAUGGAAUCUAUGGCGAUGGCCAGUGUGUAUGUGAUCACGGAUGGAUUGGAUCGUCUUGUAACAUUAGUCUUGUUCGUAGAUGUAGUACAAGUGAAUCAAGUUAUAUAGUUACCGAGUCAACAAGUGAUUCCAGUAAUUUCCAAUCAUCGUCCGUUCAAAUCUAUUUGAAUCGUUUCUUGCAAACCACACCACCACUGGUAGUUCAAACCAAGUUUGUCAAAUCUCCACAAUCCAUUCCACUAGAUUUGUAUUUCGUUCUCGACGUAUCAUCGAGUCCAUCGAUUUCAAAUCUCUACAACCAAUUCCAGAAGAUCUAUCCAGAUUUCGAGAGUUACUUGGUUCCAUACAUUCGUGAGAAGGCAAAGUUUGGAUUCGGUUAUUUCUCAGACUCUGAAAAUCAACCAAAUUCAUUCCAGUUAAUCUCUGUUUUAAAUAAUUCUAUUAAAAAUGAAAUUAAGUCAAUUUCAUUGAGUAGUGGACUACCUCAACCAAACAUACAAUACCAAGCACUGAUAGAUGCUGCCUCUACAGUAUCGUGGAGUACAACUGGUAGUUUGAAAAUGAUGAUUUUAGUUACCGACAAUGAUUUGGCACCAACUAAUUCAUCGUUAAUUCCAACAUUAAAAUCAAUACUUGCCAAGCAAAACAUAUUGCUUGGAGUAUUCUCAAUGGAUAUCGUUACUUCCUACACCAAUUGGAUGACUCCAGACAUUGGUAUUGCAUCUUCUUGGUCAACUACUUCGAUAUGGUAUAGAGAGCUGAUUAGUAAUAUAAUUGUACCAAUGGGAUCACAAUUACAAACUAGUGUAGUUGGUGAUCAAUCAUUUGUAUCAAGUGGUCCAACUGAAAUCUCAACAGGAUUGUUUGAAUCAAGUUUCAACUAUCCUGAAACUGGCGAGCCUGUUUCCACCCCAACAGUUUCCAUAAAUGUCGUUGGAUAUGGAAAGCAAACCAUUCAAAUCGCUUAUAAUCACCCACCUACUACCACAUCAACCAUUGUCAAUCUUCAAAUGAAUGAUAAUCGUACAUUUUCCAUUCCAACAAACGAUAUCGAUGAAAAUAUUCUCAGUAUCCAAUUCAAAUCAAUUCCGUCUCAAGGUGUAUUAUUAUUCAACGAAUCCCAGAUUGUUAUUGAUACACCAUAUCAACUUCCAACCAUCCAAAGUUCGAAUAUUUUCCGUUAUAUUCCAAAUGAAUAUUAUUUCGGAGUAGAUCAGGUUGUUUAUACUAUUGAUGAUGGAUGUACAAGUGCCAAUGGUCAAGUCAAUUUCGAAAUUGCCAAGAUAAAUCUACCACCAGUAUGCAACCCAAAGACAAUUGCCACCGAUCAAUUCACAGAAGUCCAAUUCUCAAUUGAAUCUUCAGAUUUCGAAGGUGAUCUAUAUUCAUUGAAAUUCGGUAGUCUAGCAGGUGUUGGAGCUAUUGGUGUAAUUACUGAAAAUGAUAUUCCAGUCAACCAAGUAUCACAGUAUUCCAAUUCUUCUACAUUUGUUUUCAAACCAUUGGAAACUUCCAUUAAUACAAACAUCUCUAUUCCAAUUCAAGUAUUCGAUAUCAAUGGGUUUUCAUCACAGUGCGCAUUAACCAUUGUUAUCAAUCGAAUCAAUGUUCCUCCAACUAUAAACGUUGACCAAAGACAAUUGAUUGUGCCAACCGGUAACCUUACUAUUCCUUUCUCAGUAACGGACAUGGAUCCCGAUGAAGAGCUGACAGUUACUUUGACAACUAUCAAUCCAAAGAAUGGUGCAUUCUAUGACUCUAAUGGAAAGUUAAUCAAACCAAUCGAUAUUCCAUAUGAUUUGGAAGUUUUUAACAAUGUUCAAAGUGCAUCUUCUUUCUUCUUUUAUAAAGCUGCUAACUUCGAAGAUACAGGAGUUAGUUUUACCAUUCAAGUUAUGGAUAAAGCUGGCGUUCUAGAUUCCGAGAAAGUCUCCAUUACAGUCAAUGGAAGCAGAGCCAACAGUCCACCAAAGGCAUUCAAAGUAGGUGAUCUUUAUCUUCUUCAAGAUAAAAUUUCAUCUGUUUUCACAUUGAACGGAUCGGAUACCGAUGGUCCACUAUUAGAUCCAAAACUUUCGGUGGUUAUUUCCUCACCCCCAAAGUUUGGACAACUUUUAAAUGACGAUGGUGUUACUCCCAUUUCCAAUCAAAACUAUGCUCCUUUGAGAGUCAUCUAUAAACCAAAUCCAGGUUACUAUGGAAAUGAUAAUCUAAUUUACUAUUUGGAAGACUCGAUGGCCGCCCAAUCCAAUCAGGUCAAUGUUAAUUUCAAUGUUAAAUUUGUUAACCAUCCACCAUAUGUAAACGCUCCAAACCUAACUUUGUACAGAAGUAACGAUAAUACUGAAGUUUCAUUAGCAUUCACCAUUAUUGCAACCGAUGUCGAUCAAGAUGAUCCACUCUCAGUUAGAAUCACCUCAUUCCCUUCAUAUGGAAGUCUUUUAUAUUUAGAUGGAUCACCUAUUAAUGGUUUCAAGAAAUUAAAGGAUUUAAAUAUUCAAUUUAUUGUUCCAGAGACCAUUAAUUAUGACUUCACGACCGAUUAUACCGUGGAGGUAUGUGAUUCGUUUGACGCUUGCUACGAAGAUAUCGGAACAAUCGUAUACAGCUAUACAACAAUCAGAAAUCCACCGACUUGUAGACCAACACCAAUCUAUCUAAAUCAACUGAACCCUAUUAAUUUCGUUUUGAAAGGAUUCAACAGUGAUCCAUCCAACAAAAUGAAAAUUGCUCUCUAUGGAUUGCGUUCACUUGUCAACUUUGGUCAAAUCAUGUCAAGUACCACAAACUCAUUGGUUAAAGAUGGUGAUCGAUUCGACCAACCAGCUACAUUUACAUUCAAACCGGAAACAACAACACAUGGAGGUGUCAUCAUUCUUCCAUUUGUUGUUUUCGACAGUAGUAAUCUCACUGCCCAAUGUACACUCUUGAUCAAUGUGACUCGAGUCUACGUACCACCAAUCAUCUCCAUCUCAAGACAAAUCACAAUGAACCCAGACACCUUAAGAACCAUCCCAUUCUCCAUUUUCAACUAUAAUUACAUCAGCUGUAAUGUAACAGUCAGUAUUACAGCAAUCAAUAGCGGUGGAGGAUCAUUCUUUGACGGUUCCAAGCACCUUAUAUCAAAUGAUCCCUAUAAGCUUGGUGAUUUCCAAAUAGUAAAGGAUGUACAUGAUUUUGCUUCUGGAUUAUCAUACAAAUCUAUCAAUGGUCAAUAUACUGCCAAUUUUACAAUCAAAGUAGUUGAUGAUAGAAAUGGAACUGAUUCCAAGAAUGUCUCUAUUGUUGUCGCUGGAAAUGUCAAGCCUUACCCACCAGUUGCUAUUCCAGUCCCAAUGGUUUCAACUCUGCAGAAUCAACAAUCAUUGGUAAUCAUACUUAAUGGUAGCCAUCCUUUCCGACCCUACUACAAUGGUAGUCUGACUAUUUACAUUAUCAACUUCCCUCUACACGGAGAAGUAGUACCCGACAACGGAGCCACCAAACAGGAGAUAAAGUUAGAUUCACCUGCUUCCGUUGUAUAUAUUCCAAAUACCGAUUAUUCUGGUACAGAUCAAUUUGAUUUCUACGUAAAGGAUCAAUUUGGUUUGGUUUCAACUCCCGAAACAGUUAAGAUUACCAUUGAAAAAGUAGACUAUGCACCAACAAUCAAUUUAAAUCCAGAGACUAUUCUCUCAUCAACCAGUUGCGGUCAAAAUAUCGAGAAUAUCAACAUCUCAGUGUCAGUAACCAAUCACAAUCUAAUGCACAAUCUUCAAGUUAAAUUAUUACAACUACCUGCCAAUGGAACCAUUCUCUAUGAUGGACAGCCAAUCGAUCCAAACAAUAUGCCAUUCCAGUUCAACUCUUCAAAGGGACUACAGUAUCUGCCUUCUAAAUCAUUCCAUUCCUACAAUUCAACCUAUAUUAUAGAAGCAUGUGAUCGUCUUUGUUCAAUUGCAACUGGAAAUAUUGUUAUCCAAUAUAUCGAUUCACUUCCCCAAGGUAGAGAUGAACAAUACUAUAUGAAACAGAAUCAAGAUUCACACUUUGCACUUUUUGGUCAAGACUGUAAAGAUGGAUUCAAUGUUAAAUUCCAAUUCCUCACGCUUCCUAAAUUUGGUACUCUCUACGAUGAAUUGGGAAUUGAAAUUAACUCGACAAGCCAACUACAGGACAGCAAUGCCUUUUCCUAUGUACCAUUCAAAGAUGCUGUCAGUCUGGAGACCAAUGGAAAUGAAAGUCCAUUGGAAAGUUUCUCUUAUCAAGUCAUCAACAACAAUUCCCUUGCCUCUCAAAGAUCCUAUUCCAUCGAAAUCUUUGUCCAUCCCAUCCCAACUUAUAUUGGAGAAUCACAUUUUACAUCUCACGAAGAAACACUCUUGACCAUUCCAAUUCUUGUCUCGUUCAAUGGAAAACCUUAUUCAUUGGUCAUCAACAGCUUCUCAGCCAAUGGACAAUUGUACUAUAUCAAUAGUAUUGGUAAAAUUGUUUAUAUUCCCUCAUCUGGAUUGCUCUUAAAUGAAUACAACUAUGUACUUUAUUAUAUGCCACCAAAAGAUAUCUAUGGUUGGAAAGUUGAUACGAUUGCAUUCCAUUUGAAUGGUACAUAUGAUUCGGAUUUGUAUUUGAUAGAUAUCGAUGUCACUCAAGUCUUCCAAGCACCAGUCAUUGUCCCCUUGACCUUUACCAAGAAUGGAACAACCCUACCAUUCCAACAUUUCGAUGCUGAACUCUUUGUCAAUCAAUCAACAGUCAUCACCUUUGAUGUUACUUCAAGAGAUCAAUCAUGGGAUGAGUUGAAAUCAUUUUUUGGAAGUGGACAAUCACCAUCUGGAGUGUUUUGUCAAUACGAUCAAACUGUCACAAACUUUUGUGGUGAUUAUCUGACCUACAACUCGAUCAUCAAGAGAUCAGAUGAAGAUCAACUCUGGAGAGUUGUAUAUAUUCCACAUAAAGGAAGAACUGGUUUGAGAAUUUCUCAAUUCACAAUCAUCGGACAGGAUUCCAUCAACAAGACCACCUCGGAGAGAAUAUACAUUUCAGUUCUCAGAAUUAAUAUUCCACCAGUUGUAAUACUGACCCAAAACCGAUUCAAUACCACUAUCGAUGUUCCAAUUUCAUUCAAUAAUAUCUCAGUAUUCGAUCCAGAUUCAACUGAAAAUAAUAAUAUCACUUUUACACUAAGUUUGAUAUCUACUUUGGAUAAUGAAUUGACAUUGGACGGUUCAAUCGAUUUACCAUUUGCAUUGGAGUCAUCGUGUAAUAUCACUGUCAACCAAGUAAACUGUACCAAUUCGAACGAUAUACUUAAUAGAUUCUUGGAAGCCAUCUCAGUUGUUUUCAAACAAGUUGGAGACUAUCAAUUGGUUGUCAAUGUAAACGAUCAAGGUUAUAAUUCACUCAGACCAGAUCAAAACAAACUUAGUGAUUCCAAGUCAAUCCUUAUCAGUGUUAGUCAAGCGCCAAAUCCUAGUAAACCUUAUAAAACUACAAUUAUUAUAGUCACUUCUAUUAUAGGUGGUUUGGGCUUGGCCUCUAUUGUAGCAUUUUCAGUUUGGAGAAUUCUUAAAUCAAGAACUCCUCCAACAGAAGCAUACUUUGGAGAAUACUAUUCCAAGGAUGUCAGUAUAAAUCCAUUGUAUGUCCCACCCACCAAUAUCUCUAGUGGAAUAAAUCCACUUUACGAAAAUAAAAAUUAA